This is a messenger RNA of Nyctereutes procyonoides (raccoon dog), 2911 nucleotides long. It is a transcript of the gene PYGO2, whose product is annotated as pygopus family PHD finger 2. NCBI's taxonomy places the organism in Eukaryota, Metazoa, Chordata, Mammalia, Carnivora, Canidae. The coding region runs from base 35 to 1252 and encodes 405 amino acids. Gene Ontology annotation, biological process: kidney development; spermatid nucleus differentiation. The transcript is spliced from 3 exons. The record is from RefSeq and is a predicted model, not a curated record.
CCUCCGCCGCCGCUGACUCCGGCCCCUCCGCCCCAUGGCCGCCUCGGCGCCGCCCCCACCGGACAAGCUGGAGGGAGGUGGCGGCCCCGCACCGCCCCCUGCGCCGCCCGGCACCGGGAGGAAGCAGGGCAAAGCCGGUUUGCAGAUGAAGAGCCCAGAAAAGAAACGGAGGAAGUCCAACACUCAGGGCCCUGCAUACUCACACCUGACGGAGUUUGCACCACCCCCGACUCCCAUGGUGGAUCACCUGGUUGCAUCCAACCCUUUUGAGGAUGACUUCGGAGCCCCUAAAGUUGGGGGCGCAGCCCCUCCAUUCCUUGGUAGUCCCGUCCCCUUUGGAGGCUUCCGUGUACAGGGGGGCAUGGCAGGCCAGGUACCCCCAGGCUACGGCACUGGGGGUGGAGGGGGUCCCCAGCCUCUUCGUCGACAGCCACCCCCUUUCCCUCCCAACCCUAUGGGCCCUGCUUUCAACAUGCCGCCCCAGGGCCCUGGGUACCCACCCCCAGGCAACAUGAACUUUCCUAGCCAACCCUUCAACCAGCCUCUGGGUCAGAACUUCAGCCCUCCCGGUGGACAGAUGAUGCCAGGCCCAGUGGGGGGAUUUGGCCCCAUGAUCUCACCCACCAUGGGACAACCUCCCAGAGGGGAGCUGGGCCCCCAUUCUCUCCCCCAGCGCUUUGCCCAGCCAGGAGCACCUUUUGGCCCUUCUCUCCAGAGACCUGGUCAGGGGCUCCCCAGCCUGCCCCCCAACACAAGUCCCUUCCCUGGUCCGGACCCUGGCUUUCCUGGUCCUGGUGGUGAGGAUGGGGGAAAGCCCUUGAAUCCGCCUGCUCCCACUGCUUUUCCCCAGGAGCCUCACUCAGGCUCCCCAGCUGCUGCUGUUAAUGGGAAUCAGCCCAGUUUCCCCCCAAACAGCAGUGGGCGGGGUGGAGGGACUCCGGAUACCAACAGCCUGGCACCCCCCAGCAAGGUGGGCGGGGGCUCAGGCCCUCAGCCUCCCCCAGGCCUGGUGUACCCAUGUGGCGCCUGUCGCAGUGAGGUGAAUGAUGACCAGGAUGCCAUCCUGUGUGAGGCCUCCUGCCAGAAGUGGUUCCACCGAGAAUGCACAGGCAUGACGGAGAGCGCGUACGGGCUGCUGACCACCGAGGCCUCUGCUGUCUGGGCUUGCGAUCUCUGCCUCAAGACCAAGGAAAUCCAGUCUGUGUACAUCCGGGAGGGUGUGGGGCAGCUGGUGGCUGCUAACGAUGGGUGACGCUGGCCAGGGCGAUGGUUUCCAAGUCUGGCUCUUGGCCCUUGUUUCCACUGGCUUCCCGUCCCUGUUGGGCAGAAACAUGGUGGCUCCGGGGGGCAGAGAAGGAACCGAGGUGGGCAGGCAGAAGAGCCUGGAUUGCUCACUUUUCUGGAAACUUACACAUACAUGUUGAGAUCAACAGAGAUCCAGGAAAUCAACCCUGCCCAGCAUUGUAGUGGCUCCAAUCUUCAAAGGCCGAGGGAUGAGGCUGCCAGAGAAGAGAGGCUGGGGGGAGAUCUGGAGGGCAGGGGUCUCUGUGCAGAUGAUGGAUGCCCUAGCACCUGUGCCUAACACUCCCAUCUAGCCCCGCAGCUGCAGCCUUAGUUUUUGGAGUGAAGUGUUAAAGGUUUCUGGUCAGAGGAGUGGGGGGUCCCAUCCCUGAAGUAGCCUCAUCAUGGGCUUUAGUAGGAGACAGCUUUAGGGAAUAAAUGGGGAGUUUCCCUAUUUCUCACCUCCUGUGGCUUCCUCCCAAGACCUACCCAAUUCCUCCCCCCUCGAGAACCAAAUAGCUUGAAGAAGCAGGAGAGCUCUUGGCUGGGGCAGUUUCUUGGUGAUUUGGGGCUUCAAGAGUGUGCAUAAGAGAUGCUGUCCGACGCGUGUCCCUCAUACCAAAGCCAGUGGCCCUUUCUCAGCCUCUCGGGCUUUUCUCCUAUGACCACAUUUUUGCCAAAAAUUGGGAUACUCGGCCUGACAAACCAGAAUAUUUGAAGUUCAGACUGUCCUGGAACAUGGACUCUGGCUUACCAACCUUCCUGCCUCCCCUGGUUGUUGCACAGUAGUGUCCACUCUGGUCUAGAGCUUUUGGCACCUGUAUUCUGCAUCCCUGGUUCGAUUGAAGGAAAGCCUGGAAAGGCACAGAGCUCUUAUACCUCAUCUGAUAGAAGGAUCCCUGCUCCAGCCUGUGGGUGAGGGAGGCAGCGGGACGGUCAUUGCUGUGGUUCUGAAAUGCAGUCCAGAGUCUGGAUGUAUUUUGCUUCUCUUUCCCUACCUUUCUGUGUAUCUUCUUGGGUCAGGUGAUCUAGGAGCUCUUAUUCCCCUCAGCCAGAGGCCUGAACUGGGCUUCGUGUGUUAGUAUUUUAUUUUAUAGGCUCUGCAUGCCAGAGAUGGGCCAGGGGCUGCUAGGAAACUUGAACUGCAGCUGGCUCUUUUGCUUCUCAUGCACACAUUCCUCAGUGGGGUGGAAGGCAGGCAGCCACGUGGCCCAGAGAGUUGCUAGUGGUCGGUCCCCUGCCCCCUUCUCUUGGACCCUAGCGUGUGAAGAGAAGAUUUACACAGGCAUACCGCAGACUCUUCUGCCUGCCCAGCUGGAGCCAGCAAGCCAGCAAGUUUUGAGGCUGUGGGAAAGAAGUGAGGGGGUUCUGGGCUUCUCUCCGCACCCAGUUUUGUGUUGUGUCCUGGUUCUGUUGCCCUUCUUCUGUUGCUAUUUUUGUGAUGUCUUCCUCCCCACCGCCAUCUCCGCCUUUUUGUAAGUGGCUCCUGGGAGAGGGAGUCUGUCAAUCCUUCUCUUCCUCUCACUCCACUAUUUGGAAGAAAGUGGGGGUGGCAGAGAUGUGGGGGUGGGGGGUCUUUUGUACGGUUGGAUUAAUAAAAUGACUUGAAAACCCAGACAAGGACUCCCGG